CCGGUUCGGAAGAGGUUAGAUCUGCACGCGAACUUAGUAGUAAAAGUGAGAUACGUGUUGUAUGAUUCUGCUCCGGCAUUGUGAUAACAACCAGAUACAUAUAUAUAAACUACCAGUUUUGAGACGCGCUAUGUCAUUAAGACCGGCGUGAACAACAGUGUGUGAACAGUCAAUCACCAUAGGAAGUUACUGGCCAAAGGUGAUGUCUGGCGAGAAGCCGAGCUUCACGGUGGGCGAUGAGGAGGAGACGGCGCCGGCGGACGACGACGCGCAGACCGACGCCACCGGCGAGGACGCCGACCAGUUCCCGCAGCAGUCGGGCCGCCCGGGGGCGGGCGCGGGGGCGGCCGGCCCCCUGCUGCUGCUGGGGCUCACCGAGCGCCGCAAGAGGCUCAGGCCCAGUAUGUCCCAGGGCACAGUGAUGGUUCAGCCUCGGUUUCAAGAGAAGGACUUUACUGUUGCAACACCAGAAGAAUUUGUUAGGAGGUUUGGUGGCACAAAAGUCAUCAACAAAGUGCUGAUAGCAAACAAUGGAAUCGCGGCUGUGAAAUGCAUGAGAUCUGUACGACGUUGGUCUUACGAGAUGUUUAAAAAUGAACGUGCUGUCCGCUUUGUAGUGAUGGUGACACCGGAGGACCUUAAAGCGAAUGCUGAGUACAUAAAAAUGGCAGACCACUAUGUGCCUGUACCUGGAGGUACUAACAACAACAAUUAUGCAAAUGUUGAGCUGAUUGUUGACAUAGCUAUGCGAACACAAGUUCAGGCUGUUUGGGCAGGGUGGGGUCAUGCUUCAGAGAAUCCAAAGCUUCCAGAGCUGCUGCACAAACACAACAUAACCUUCAUAGGGCCACCAGAGAAGGCAAUGUGGGCACUGGGAGACAAAAUAGCCUCAAGUAUUGUUGCUCAGACUGCAGACAUUCCAACACUUGCAUGGUCUGGAAGUGAGCUGAAAGCACAAUAUGGUGGAAAGAAGAUAAAAAUCUCAUCAGAACUGUAUAAGAAAGGUUGUGUGAGUACAAUAGAAGAUGGGUUACAGGCAGCUCAGAGGAUUGGCUUUCCUGUGAUGAUAAAAGCAAGUGAAGGAGGUGGCGGCAAAGGAAUCCGCAAAGCAGAAAAUACUGAAGAGUUUCCAAAUCUUUUUAGACAGGUACAAGCUGAAGUUCCAGGAUCACCAAUUUUUAUUAUGAAGCUGGCUCGAUGUGCACGGCAUCUGGAAGUUCAGCUUCUGGCUGAUCAGUAUGGCAAUGCAAUCUCUCUUUUUGGUCGAGACUGCUCCAUACAGAGGCGUCACCAAAAGAUUAUUGAAGAGGCUCCUGCGGUCAUUGCCAAACCUGAAGUGUUUGAGGAUAUGGAAAAGGCAGCUGUGCGACUUGCAAAAAUGGUGGGCUACGUAAGUGCAGGAACUGUGGAAUAUCUUUAUGACAUAAACGGCAACUACUACUUCUUAGAACUGAAUCCUAGGCUGCAGGUUGAGCACCCAUGUACAGAAAUGGUGGCAGAUGUGAAUCUUCCUGCAGCUCAGUUACAGAUUGCUAUGGGUUUGCCAUUAGACCGGAUCAAAGACAUUCGUCUUUUAUAUGGCGAGUCACCAUGGGGCGAUUCACCUAUUGAUUUUGAUACUCCACGGCACAAGCCCCAGCCCUGGGGACAUGUAAUUGCUGCUCGGAUAACUAGUGAGAACCCUGAUGAAGGCUUCAAACCAAGUUCUGGCACAGUACAAGAACUUAACUUCAGAUCUUCAAAAAAUGUCUGGGGCUACUUCAGUGUGGCUGCAUCUGGUGGUUUACAUGAAUUUGCAGACUCUCAGUUUGGACAUUGCUUCUCAUGGGGUGAAAAUCGAGAGCAAGCCAGGGAGAAUCUUGUGAUAGCUUUAAAGGAACUCUCAAUCAGGGGUGACUUCCGUACAACAGUUGAGUAUCUCAUCAAGCUGCUAGAGACAUCAAGCUUCCAGAACAAUACUAUAGACACUUCAUGGCUAGAUAUUCUCAUUGCAGAGCGAAUCCAGGCAGAAAAGCCUGAUAUUUUGCUAGGUGUAAUUUGUGGUGCUCUUCAUAUAGCUGACCGAGCAAUCAUCACUGCAUUUCAAAACUUCCAGACGUCUUUGGAGAAGGGGCAAGUUCAAGGAUCUAAUACUCUGUUCAACACAGUUGAUGUUGAAUUAAUAAAUGAAGGGUACAAAUACAAGGUGCAAGCCACCAAAUCUGGACCAAAUAAUUAUUUUAUUGUAAUGAAUGGCUCCUUUAAGGAAAUAGAAGUCCAUAGGCUUUCUGAUGGAGGCAUCUUGCUUUCAAUUGAUGGUUCAAGUUACACAACAUACAUGCGCGAAGAAGUUGAUCGCUAUCGCAUUGUUAUUGGAAACCAAACGUGCAUUUUUGAAAAGGAGAAAGACCCUUCCCUUCUGCGUUCACCAUCACCAGGCAAACUUCUGUCUUUUCUUGUAGAAGACGGAGGACAUGUGGACAGAGGACAAGCGUAUGCUGAAAUAGAGGUCAUGAAAAUGGUGAUGACACUCACAGCAAGUGAAGCUGGCUGUGUGUUUUAUGUGAAACGACCUGGCGCCCUUCUUGAACUUGGGACACUGAUUGCUCACCUUGAACUCGAUGAUGCCUCCCUUGUUACAAAGGCACAGGAAUACAGAGGGGGUUUUCCAGAUAAUGACAGUUCAGCUCCUGGUGUCGCAGAAAAGCUGAAUCACCUGCACAAUAAAUACAGAGUAACACUUGAGAAUAUAUUAGCUGGUUACUGUCUUCCUGAUCCAUAUCACUUAGCUCGGUUGAGAGAUGUGAUAGAGAAGUUCAUGAGUUCUCUCCGUGACCCUAGCCUUCCUCUGCUUGAGCUCCAAGAGGUGAUUGCUUCAAUUUCUGGGCGUAUCCCUAUUUCAGUUGAAAAAAAGAUUCGAAAACUGAUGACCUUAUAUGAAAGGAACAUUACUUCAGUAUUAGCUCAGUUUCCAAGCCAGCAAAUAGCUGGUGUUAUUGAUGGGCAUGCAGCAACACUGCAGAAGCGCUCAGAUCGUGAUGUGUUCUUUAUGACAACACAAGGAAUUGUUCAGCUUGUCCAGAGAUAUCGAAAUGGCAUAAGAGGGCGCAUGAAAGCUGCUGUCCAUGAACUUCUGCGUCAGUAUUAUGCCGUUGAGAGCCAGUUCCAGCAAGGAAGCUAUGACAAAUGUGUGACAGCCCUACGUGAUAAACACAAAGAUGACAUGGCUGCCGUUACUGCAACCAUCUUUUCACAUUCACAGGUAGCUAAGAAGAAUAUGCUUGUAACUAUGCUAAUAGAUCAUUUAUGGUCAAAUGAACCGGGACUCACAGAUGAAUUAGCAACUACAUUGAAUGAAUUGACUUCACUGAACCGUAGCGAGCACUCUAGAGUUGCCCUAAGAGCAAGACAAGUGUUAAUAGCUGCUCACCAGCCAGCUUAUGAACUGCGGCACAAUCAAAUGGAAUCAAUUUUUCUGUCUGCAGUUGACAUGUAUGGCCACGAUUUUCAUCCUGAAAACUUGCAGAAACUCAUCAUGUCUGAAACAUCCAUCUUUGAUAUCUUGCACGAUUUCUUUUUCCAUACCAAUAAAGCAGUGUGCAAUGCAUCUCUAGAGGUUUAUGUCCGCAGAGCCUACAUAUCCUAUGAAGUGACAUCACUGCAACUGUUAGAGCUUUCUGAUGAGAUCAGUUUAGUACACUUUCAGUUCCUGCUACCAUCCUCUCAUCCCAACAGGAUUGCAAGAUACACUACAGAAGCACAGGACGUCGAACUGUCUGCCGUCGCUCCAACUGCAACCUGGCAGCGAACUGGUUGCAUGGCUGCAUUUGAGACUUUUGAGCAAUUUGAACAACAUGCAGAUGAGAUGUUAGAUUUGAUUGAAGACUUUGCUUCACCAGCUACUGUCUCCGCGAGAGUGCUGGAUGCACUUGAAAGUGGUGGCAGUGAGUCGCGUGUGUCUACCAGCAUAAACAUCAGCAUGUCUCUCGGAGACAAUAGGGCAAAUAGUCAAGAUCUAGAAGACAGGCUGGUGGAGCCAAUUCAUAUAAUUAAUGUUGGAGUUAAGGAUAGAGGAGACACAGAUGAUGCAACAUUGAGCAGAAGAUUUGGAGACUUUUGUGCCAGACACAUAGAUGAGCUCAAACGAAGAGGGAUCCGUCGAAUAACAUUCCUUGUGCUCAUCAGGCGCCAGUUUCCUAAGUUCUUCACUUACCGGUAUCGUGAUAACUAUUCAGAAGAUCGCAUUUAUCGACAUUUAGAGCCCGCCAUGGCGUUCCAAUUAGAACUCAACAGAAUGCGUACCUAUGACUUGGAAGCCCUUCCUACAUCAAAUCAAAGGAUGCAUCUGUAUCUUGGAAAGGCAAAGGUGGCUAAAGGGCAAGAGGUGACAGAUUAUCGCUUUUUCAUUCGCUGCAUCAUUAGACAUUCAGAUCUCAUCACAAAGGAAGCAUCUUUCGAGUAUUUACAAAAUGAAGCAGAACGUGUUCUGUUGGAGGCUAUGGAUGAGCUGGAGGUUGCCUUCUCCCAUCCAGAUUCGCGACGAACAGACUGCAACCAUAUAUUCCUCAAUUUUGUACCUACUGUCAUCAUGGAUCCUGUUAAGAUUGAGGAGGCUGUAACAGAUAUGGUGAAGCGUUAUGGUCCCCGUCUUUGGAAGCUGCGAGUACUGCAGGCUGAGCUUAAAAUGUUAAUUCGUCAGACACCAAAUUCACCUACAACAAGUGUGCGACUUUGCUUAGCAAAUGACAGUGGUUAUUCAUUGGAUCUCUGGUUAUAUCGAGAAGUCACAGACCCUAAAACAGGUGUUAUAAAAUUUGAGUCAUAUGGUGAAAAACAAGGGCCAAUGCAUGGCUUAGCAAUUUCCACGCCGUAUGUCACAAAGGACUAUCUGCAGCAAAAGAGAUUCACUGCACAGAGUGCAGGCACAAGCUAUUGUUACGAUAUCCCUGAUAUGUUUCGUCAGAUGAAUGAAAAGUAUUGGAAGGAGAUUGCAGCUACUAAUUCUGAAGUUGUUGUUCCAACCCAGCUACUGGAGUAUGUGGAAUUAGUUAUUGUGGAUGAUCAUCUAGAGGAGCAGAAGAGAUUGCCAGGAGAGAAUGACGUUGGUAUGGUAGCAUGGCGCAUGACCCUUUUCACACCAGAAUAUCCUGAUGGACGUGACAUUAUUGUAAUUGCAAAUGACAUUACAUAUCUUAUUGGAUCCUUUGGGCCCCGAGAAGACUUGGUAUUCCAGUUGGCUUCAGAGUUAGCUCGAAAACUUCAAAUACCUCGAAUAUAUAUAGCUGCCAACAGUGGCGCUCGUAUUGGUCUUGCUGAGGAAGUCAAGAGCCUGUUCAGAGUUGCGUGGGAAGAUGCAGAGGAGCCUGACAAGGGGUUCAAGUAUCUUUACCUUACUACUGAAGACUUUGCUAAGGUGUCGGCAAUGAAUUCAGUGAGAGCAGUGCUUAUUGAAGAUGAGGGUGAGGCACGAUACAAGAUUACUGACAUAAUUGGAAAGGAAGACGGGCUGGGUGUAGAAAACUUAAGAGCUGCUGGAGCCAUUGCGGGUGAAACUUCCCAAGCUUACAAAGAGAUAGUUACUAUAUCUAUGGUGACCUGCCGUGCCAUUGGCAUAGGGUCUUACUUGGUGCGGCUGGGCCAACGUGUUAUUCAGAUUGAAAAUUCACAUAUCAUUCUGACAGGUUACAGUGCUCUGAACAAAUUGUUGGGGCGUGAGGUUUAUGCUUCAAAUAAUCAACUCGGUGGCACACAGAUAAUGUACAAUAAUGGUGUUUCACACAAGACUGAGUCGAGAGAUCUGGAUGGUAUCUACACAAUUCUGAAGUGGCUCUCAUAUGUUCCCAAGGAUAAGCAAUCGCCACUGCCGAUCAUUCAGCCAGUUGAUCCAAUAGAGAGAGAAGUUACGUACAUGCCAACUAAGGCACCCUAUGACCCGAGGUGGAUGCUUGCUGGAAGGCCUUCACCAACAAAUUCAGGCGAAUGGGAAUCUGGAUUCUUUGAUGCUGGCAGUUGGGAUGAGAUCAUGAGACCGUGGGCCCAGACAGUAGUCUGUGGUCGUGCACGCUUGGGAGGAAUUCCAGUUGGUGUGAUUGCUGUAGAGACACGCACAGUGGAACUGACAUUACCAGCAGAUCCCGCAAAUCUUGAUUCCGAAGCUAAGACUGUAUCGCAAGCAGGUCAAGUGUGGUUUCCAGAUUCUGCCUAUAAAACUGCACAGGCAAUACAAGAUUUUAGCAAAGAAGAUUUGCCACUAUUUAUUUUUGCUAACUGGAGAGGUUUCUCUGGUGGAAUGAAAGAUAUGUAUGAGCAGAUUGUCAAAUUUGGAGCAUAUAUUGUGGAUGGACUCCGGGAGUACCAGCAGCCCAUUAUCAUAUAUAUUCCACCAAAUGCUGAGCUCAGAGGUGGUGCCUGGGCUGUAGUUGACCCAACAAUAAAUCCUCGUCACAUGGAGAUGUAUGCUGAUCCAGAGAGUAGGGGUGGUGUGUUGGAGCCAGAAGGAAUUGUGGAAAUAAAGUUCCGUAUGAAAGAUAUCGUGAAAGCAAUGCAGCGAAUAGAUCCAGUGAUUCGACAGCUUCGGUCCCAACUGCUGUCCUCCCCUAACCUUUCAAACGAAGAGAAAGUUAUACUGGAGAACAAAAUAAGUGAAAGAGAGCGUUUCCUAAGACCUAUGUACCAUCAAGUAGCAGUACAUUUCGCUGACCUUCAUGAUACUCCUGAGAGGAUGCAUGAGAAAGGUACUAUACAGGAUAUUGUGCCAUGGCGCAAAUCUCGAUGUAUUUUAUAUUGGAGAUUACGCCGGCUUUUGUUGGAGAAUGAGCUAAAAACAAAGCUUCUGGAAAUCCAGCCUGACCUCAGUGUCGGCCAGGCAGAAGCCAGAUUGCGGCGAUGGUUUAUUGAGGACAGAGGGGCCACUGAGGCAUACGUUUGGGAUAACAACAGUGCUGUGGUAGAAUGGUUGACUGAACAGCUACAGGAAGGCUCAACAUUCUGGCACAACGUGCGCAGUAUGAAGCACGAAGCUGUCGUACAACGAAUCAAAUCUGCUCUGGCAGAAUGCCCGGACAGAGCCUUGGAAGCAGCGGUUACUGCCAUCAUGGAGACCUUAUCGCAAGAAGAACGAGCUGAACUGGUCUGGGCUCUUUCUCAAGAAGAACCUUCACAGAAACGUCUUUCAAUUACAGGAGAUGCACCCUCUAUUUCUUCCCAGUAGCAUUACAGGAGCUCAGUGUAAUGUUUUGCUGGUUGCUGAAAGGCUGUGACUGUGCUGUGUAUUUUUCAUGGCUAAUUACCUAAUUUUUUGAACGUUGGUGGUGCAAGCAGUUUAUGACAAGUGCCACUUUGUUCAGGUGUCAUGUAUGCUGUGCUAGGAUCCUAGUUGUUAACUGGAUGUUAGAUACUGCUGACACUUUGUCCUGCAAAGUUCUUUAUGGUGGUUAUGAAGCAGUAUUGUGUGAUCCUAAACAGUGUGAUAAGGAAUGAGUCUGUGGUUACUUAUAUGUAAUGAAUGGAUAUUAAAAGUGAGAAAUUGUUACAGUUGUGUUAAAAUGUACAGCAGUGGUUAUGCACACUUUGUAUGUUCUAAAAAAUUUUGGCUCACUACUAUAAGACCGCACAUGCUAUAGAUGUUGCAAGUAAAUGGGAAUAUGUAGUGGGAAAAUAGUGUAAUUGCCUGCAACACUGUGUAAGAAGUACUUUGAGAAAGUCACACGUUAAUGAGGACUCAGCUAUUUUUGUUAACAUCAGUUCCCAUCAAGAUGGAAGUGGUAGGAUAUAAUUGUACUUGCAGUAUGUGUUUGGUUAGAUGUACAAUGCAUGAGAAUGCCUUUCAUCUUCAUGGAUCUGAAAUUGUGUUACAGGAUCUUAACCAGUCUGUUGGAUUUGCAUUGUAAGUAGCAGCUGUUGUUAUAGUUCAACAAAAGACUUGUGUAAGCAAGUGUAUAGUUAAACGCACAUGCAUCAUUUUGGAUUCAGUAUUUGUUAUGCAGUUACUGAUUAAGAGUAUGCUCUACUAGCCCUUUGAAAUGGAAGUACAGUGAACGUACAUUUAAAAAAAUUAUAACUGAUUGUACAACAAACAUGUACAGCAUUCAGUAUUCUCGUUUCCGAAGGAAACAAGAAAGGUAGAUUGUAUGUUUUCAGAACAUCUUGAUCCUUUUUCUUUCAACUUACAGUUAGUGCUGAAUGAAGUGGAACUACUUAAUUUUUGAAAAACAAGGAAUAGUUUUAAUGAUAUGGCGUGUUGUUAUAUAUUAAUCAGAAAAAUGGUACAAAAUUACAUUCCAGUCUGCCAAAAGUGUAGAAAAUGGUAUUAUUUAAAGUAGUGCUGUGUUUUCUUAAUUCUUAAAACUUGUUAAACAUGAUUUCUCUACUUAAUUAUUAUUUUGAUUCACUAGUAUAGUGAAGUACAAAGACAAAAAUAGCAUUAUCAGAAAUGAAAGGCAUAAAAUUAGCAUAAAAAAGUUUGUGUUCCUUCUGUUUGUGUUUUUCUUCGGUAACAUUGUUUAGGGACCAGCUCAUCAAAGUAGUAAAAAAAUGCUCUAAACUUUCAUGUUUUGUGCAGUAAGCAGUCACAUAUUCUCUAACUGGGUUAUUUCCAAGAACUGUGUUUUGCAAACAAAGUCUUGGUACAGGGAAAAAAAGGAAUGGUUUUGAGAAGAAAUGUUUUAAUGCUAUGCAAAUCCAUGAAGUGAAAGAUGAUAAUGUUUUAUAAAGCUUGCAGUGAGUGGAUCAGUGAAGAGACAGACUAUGAGUUUCUCCACUGACAAUAGACUUCUUUUUUGCAGAAGGGAACUUUGUUUUAAAAGUGACCAAAGAGUGUGUGUGUGUGUGUGUGUGUGUGUGUGUGUGUGUGUGUGUGCAGUGCACGCACGCACAUUCAUAUUUUCCUUGUGUGUAUACCACAAUCAGAGGUGAAGUUAGAAGAGGUUUUCCAGUGUUGUAUUUCAUCUUCUUCAAAGAAAGGCUCACUUCAAGAUAAUAGAUGUGAAUGUGAUAGUGUAUAUUACUAUAAUCUGUUGACACUUUGUUUUCUUUUUUGAAAAGUGAAAUGAAAAUAAGUGUUUCUGUGUUUCAGAUCAAGUUACUAAAUUUAUAUUAACAACUAUAUUUUACACCUGCCUAAGAAGUAUUUUUUCACCAUGUUGUUGAUUUUCCAGAAGUUAUAGAGGGCAGUAACACAGUAGAGUCGUGUUAAUUGUUACUUAUUAAUAAAUGUGCCUUCUUUGUAGAAACAUUGAGAAGCAAAUUCUUAAAUGAGGUUUGAUAAAAAGAAUAUCCUGAAUUGAUUUGAGUACAUUGUAUACUGAUGGGUUAGUUAAUUUCCACCCAUUGCUCAGCUCCCUUUUGCAACUACAGGCAUCCUUUGUCCUCUAUGAGGAAUGAGUCACUAUAUUUUUUAUUUUCAGCAAAAUAUCUUCAAAGUUCACUCUGGAUAUAAACUGAUUGUUUAUGACUGGGUGGUUGUUAAACAGGGAUGUUUCAAGAAAACUUGUUCUGAUGAUUGUAUUGCUUGGAUAGAUAGUCAUGACUAUACUGAUUCACAUGCCAAAGUUUGGAGUAACAGAACAUCUGAGAUGGAAAAAAAGGCACAUUCUUCACAUUGGUGUUACUGCAUUUACAUAUUUCUCCAUUUUUUUACAUAACCUGAUGGAGAUGUCUGUUUCUGCCAUAUAACAACAGUGGUAAUCACAAGACUAAAGGAAUCGUUGCACAUCAUUUGCAUAGCACCAGUCUAUUUCAAUGUGUAGAAGGCCACUGCCAGCUUUUACUGAAUUGUUGGUUCCUCACUUUUUAAGAUGUUAUUCAGGAUAUUUUUUUGUCACCUGCUUGUUUGUCAAUGAUAAACCAAAAGUUAUCUUUAUCAUGGCAGCUGUAAAUCAGAGUUCCCAAACCUAAGGCAGUUGAUAUGUUUCUUUGUGAUAUGUAUAUUUGUGUUCUGAAUUUGCUUGUAAAAAGACUUCAAAUAGCUGCACAAAAGUGUAAUUUAUACAACUGAAAUCUAUUUAUAUGUAUUUAGAAAUGGUUCAGUAUAUGUUCUUAUAUUUUUUGCAGUCCAAAAUAAAAAUUUAUAUAU
Messenger RNA from Schistocerca nitens (vagrant locust), 10051 nucleotides. It is a transcript of the gene ACC, whose product is annotated as acetyl-CoA carboxylase. Gene Ontology annotation, molecular function: acetyl-CoA carboxylase activity; metal ion binding; ATP binding. The transcript is spliced from 39 exons. NCBI's taxonomy places the organism in Eukaryota, Metazoa, Arthropoda, Insecta, Orthoptera, Acrididae. Bases 203 to 7189 code for a protein of 2328 amino acids. Gene Ontology annotation, biological process: fatty acid biosynthetic process. The record is from RefSeq and is a predicted model, not a curated record.